Messenger RNA from Calypte anna (Anna's hummingbird), 972 nucleotides. RefSeq names its product GIPC PDZ domain containing family member 3 (gene GIPC3). The transcript has 6 exons. Bases 1 to 972 code for a protein of 323 amino acids. Lineage: Eukaryota; Metazoa; Chordata; Aves; Apodiformes; Trochilidae. The record is from RefSeq and is a predicted model, not a curated record. Gene Ontology annotation, molecular function: protein binding.
AUGCGGCGGGUGGGCAGGCGCAGCAGGCAGCCCCAGGAGGGCAGCCCCAUGGAGAACGGUGUGGGGCAGGAGCCGGGGACCCCUGAGCCUCCCCCAGCUGAGGGCAUCUCUGCCCCCCGAGCGCCCCGUGCCCGCCCCCGGUUGGUGUUUCACACGCAGUUGGCCCACGGCAGCCCCACAGGGCGCAUCGAAGGCUUCACCAACGUCAAGGAGCUCUAUGCCAAAAUUGCUGAGGUCUUUGGCAUCUCGCCCACGGAGAUCCUCUUUUGCACACUCAACACACACAAAGUCGACAUGCAGAAGCUGCUGGGGGGACAGAUUGGCCUGGAGGACUUCAUCUUUGCCCAUGUGCGGGGGGAGACAAAGGAAGUGGAGGUGACCAAGACAGAAGACGCGCUUGGCCUCACUAUCACGGACAACGGGGCUGGCUACGCUUUCAUCAAGAGAAUCAAGGAAGGGAGCAUCAUCAAUCGCCUGCAGACAGUGUGUGUGGGUGACAGCAUUGAGGCCAUCAACGAUCAGACCAUCGUGGGCUGCCGGCACUAUGAGGUGGCCCGAAUGCUGCGGGAGCUGCCCCGGGCUCAGCCCUUCACCCUCCGCCUUGUGCAGCCCAAAAAGGCCUUUGACAUGAUCGGGCAGAGGACACGGAGCAGCAAGAGCCUGUGUGAGGGCAGAGUGGCCAGCGGGAAGGAAACGCUGCGGCUGCGGGCACAGGGCCCUGCCAUGCUGGAGGAGGGGCCCAGCCCCUUUGAGGAAGAAGCCGCUCGGAGGGUGGAUGACCUGCUGGAGAGCUACAUGGGCAUCCGGGACAGCGAGCUGGCCUCGACAAUGGUGGAGGCAGCGAAGGGGAGCCCUGGUGUGGCCCAGCUCGCCCACGACUUGGACUCAGUGCUGGGAGAAUUCGCCUUCCCCCAGGAAUUUGUGGCUGAGGUGUGGGCAGCCGUCUGUCACCCCAAGGGGAAUAAGGAGUAG